CAAAGUCCUUUAUUCUUCAAAUGAGAGAAAUCAGUAUACAUUUAAUAAGUCAUCAUAAGUAAAAACAAUAAAAGUUAAAUUAAAUGCUAUGAACUGUUUACACUUCACUAGCGGAGUGUGUUCCUAUUUGCCGUGUUAUUAGAAACUAUGACACACACUAAACAUUUAUUUCUAAUAAAUGUUUAGUGUGUGUCAGUCAGUGAUCAUGACUGUCACGAAGACAGGGUCUUUUUUUAAAAAAUGUUUUUCUCUCUCUCUCUCUUUUUUUUUUUUCAUGACAGUCUGUGAAACUGCCUCAGUCAUUACUCAUCUAUAUCAUGAGAUCCCUGAAAUAUUCCCUGAAGAUGCACAGUCAAGACUGAACUUUGCAGCCUUUUGGGGAAAAAAAGAAGUUUCAGAUUUUAGUGGUUUUUAAUAGCUUGCUAUUUUCAGUGCCACAGCUGACUAUUUGAUAAUGAUGUGAUGAGACUGUGGGAAUAAUAUAGUUGAGUCAUUUAGCCAUUCUUUUAUUUAACAGGCACAUUAAUACACAUUGGUAAGAAUUUACUAGAGUAUCUCAAUUAAAAAGAAUUUAAAAUAAAAGCAGUUAUUAAAACGAAAUGGGUAUGCAAAGCAAUAUGAAAAAGACGUGACAUAUAGUUCACUCUGAAGAAGAUUUUGUAGAGGCUCCCAUUUGCUUUCUUUCUUCAUCUGUGUGUCAGUUUGUCUGUGUGCUGUUAAAUAUGCUGUUAAAGAGGUGAUGCAUCUUUAAUACACAGUUGUACUCUAAAGCCACGGGGACCCAGUCACCCAGUGUGAGAAAAAAAUGUUCAUUAUAUGAAUUCAAAGAAUCAUCCCAAAUAUAGAAGGUAUUAUUGACUAGGGCAACCUAAACAUUCAGUCAUAAUGCUCCUGGAAACACUCAUUCCCCACGUACCAGUGACGAAAAAAAAAAGUAGAAGUGGAUUCUUUGAGAUCUGCUCAAGGGAAUAAAACUAGUAGGUUUCUUACAGAGCAACUUCCUCAACUUCUGCCUGAAUUAUGUUGGUAACCGCAAGAUGCUGAAACAGUGAGUAAGAGAGAGAGAGAGAGAGAGAGAAAGAGAGAGAGAGAGAGGAGAAAAAAGAAAAAACUCCAGAGCCGCCAGAAACCGAAAGAAAGAUCACAAAUACAGUAUAUAAACUGUAUGAGCUUCACCACAGCAUGUAUGUAUCUCUCUCUGAGUGGCGUUCACUGCUCCUCCAAGGUAAGGAGUAUUCAAAAUUCUUAUAAUAUCUUCUGUAUCUGUAUUUUCUCUCUCUGUCUAUAUAUGUGAUUUCUAUAUUUUUAAUAUUCAUAAUCUUUAAAAUAUGUUAUUUUAGACAUAAGUUUCAUGAUUUGAGUUUUUUGUGAGCGUAUUAUUCUGGGAAUCAUUUGAAUUAUUAUUCACCUUAUGACCAAGUGAGUGUAUGUAAAAAACACAGAUGGCGAAUUAGAGCAUUUAUGGCAGUGAAUAUAAUUGGAAUAAGAAUUAGCAAACUGCUGCAAUGUAUCUGUUUGCUUGAUGGCAACGAUGUGCUGCUAUUUGUGUAGAGGUGAGGGAGGUUUUGUUAUCGAUAAUUGGGAGAGAACACUGUCAUGCUUUCAGCAAGUGAAAAACAUGUUGACUCAUCAAGAAGACAGUGUUGCACCAGCAAUACAUGAUGCAACUGAAUAAAAAUGACUACAAUGAAAAGGAAGAUUUUCCUCUUUUUUCCUACAGAAUAAUCCUGACAGAAACAGGGAAUCUGAAAGAAGAGAUAGACUUUAGACUUACUUGCAGCAGACCAGCAGUGAAUGAUGUGGCAAAUAUGGUAAAGUCUGCAGCCUGUAGUCUGCUGAUUUAGGAUUUGCAGCCGUGUGUGGACAUUUUGAGGUGCAAGGCCAUGAAAAAAAAGGAGAAAUGGCGAAAAAUGCUUCCUUCCACACUGAAACCAUUUAGAGGAAUCAAGGCACUUUUGUUUCCAAUAAUGUACAAUGAGACCAAAUGUAGUGUUAACAGAGUUACAUAAGAGAGCCAACAUGUACUGUGUGGGGUUGCCAUGUGGUGCAUGUGGAAAUGUUAAAAAUAUGAAUGUACUUCCUUUCAGAUUUUAAGUAUGGAAACUGACGGUUAAGUUCCCAUAAAUGAAUUAAUGUACUUUGCCGGAAAGCUGCAAUUUGUGUCUUUUUUCCUUUUUUUUUUUUUGAUACAGUGUUGUAUCAUAAGUGAUAUAUCUGUGCCAGUUUGUACCUGAGAAGCAGCUGUGGAAAUUGCUAUUUUGAUAGCAAUGAUUUAAUGUGUUUGUUUCAGAUGACUGUUUGGUGGCUGGCUCUCAUUCUGCUUUGCUACAUACUGAACUAUGUGGACUCUACUCCGUCCCAUGUCCCAUGGAAUAAAUAUAACAGCUCCUUUCGUCUCACUAAGUCCACCCGAACCCGUGUCCAACAGCUGCUGAACAGAUAUAAGGAGCAGCAUCUGGGAAACAAGAAUUUUGAGGACAGAAACCGACAGUUGAAGGACCUGCCAUUGCUCUCUACAGAUUUCGACAGCUGGCUGAAGCUGGAGGAUUGGGAACGACUGCAUGCAGCUUUCUGGGACAUGCAGGCCUACUGGAAUAUGCUGGAGUGGAAGAGAAAACAGCUGGAGAGGGAGGGGAAAGAGCAGAGGGUGGCCCGCACCACUUUACCUCAGAGCAUCAAGCACGUUCAGCUGGACCUGAGGGACCUGAUGAGCCAAGUCAGCAGUCAGAUGAGUUACAUGAAGAGCUCUUGGGUGAAGCCAACUUCUCCUACAGUACGGACAGCCCUCAACCCAGAACCCACCUCCAAAACAGUGUGGGAUAGCCGAGUGGACGGUUACAUCAUCCUGCGGGAUCUAGACCUUUACCUCACCAAGCUGGCAAGAGACUUCCUCCUGCUGGCUUCCAAAACACGUCUAUGACUCAAUACUGAAAAAGAGCACUGUGACCCCGAUAACACACACAUGCACACAAACAGGCAAAAGGAUGAAAUAACUGAGCUGACAAUCAACACCUAAGAGAAAAAUGCAUUUUAGCAGGUCUGCUGUUUUUUUUUACUUGAUGUACUCCAGUAUAUUUAAGGGCUUUCUUGGGUAUUUCCCACAGUUUCUGUCUCACUCAAACUGUAAGUUAGCAAUAAGCUCACAGAACAGUGACAACACUUCCCCGCAUCCGGUUUUCCCCCAAGCCCUCAAUCUACUGGACUUUCCAAAGAUAUAUUUACUAUUUAUUAACAUAUUUAUUAUGCUAUUUAUUUUAAAGUGGUUCGUUUUAUUUCUCUUACAUUACAGAGAUACAGUGUUUUACAUAAGACACUUUAUAUUUGAUAGAUAAAUAUAUUGUGUAUGACUGAGAAUAAAGAGACAAAGCAUAUCAAA
Messenger RNA from Lates calcarifer (barramundi perch), 3376 nucleotides. RefSeq lists its product as uncharacterized. NCBI's taxonomy places the organism in Eukaryota, Metazoa, Chordata, Actinopteri, Centropomidae. The transcript is spliced from 4 exons. Bases 2276 to 2920 code for a protein of 214 amino acids. The record is from RefSeq and is a predicted model, not a curated record.